Messenger RNA from Exophiala bonariae, 1329 nucleotides. It is a transcript of the gene PMI1, whose product is annotated as Mannose-6-phosphate isomerase. Gene Ontology annotation, biological process: GDP-mannose biosynthetic process; carbohydrate metabolic process. Gene Ontology annotation, molecular function: mannose-6-phosphate isomerase activity; zinc ion binding. The transcript is spliced from 4 exons. Bases 1 to 1329 code for a protein of 442 amino acids. NCBI's taxonomy places the organism in Eukaryota, Fungi, Ascomycota, Eurotiomycetes, Chaetothyriales, Herpotrichiellaceae. The record is from RefSeq and is a predicted model, not a curated record. Gene Ontology annotation, cellular component: cytosol.
AUGCAAGUGCCACUAAUCCGUCUCCAAUGUGGCUGUAAUAGCUAUGACUGGGGAAAAAUUGGCAAGGAUUCGGCGGCUGCAAAAUAUGCGGCAGCGACUCCUUCUGAUACCUUCUCCAUUCAAGAAGACAAGCCAUAUGCUGAACUAUGGAUGGGUACCCACCCUUCACUACCCUCCAAGGAUCUCGAAACUGGACGGUCGCUUCUUGAUCUAGUUGCGGACAAUCAAGCACUACAAGGAGGAGACAUCUCUUCAAAGUACAAGAACAAGCUACCGUUCCUCUUCAAAGUUCUAUCCAUCAACAAAGCGUUGUCCAUCCAAGCCCACCCCAAUAAGAAGCUUGCAGAACAACUUCACGCCAAAGACCCCAAGAACUACCCUGACGACAACCACAAGCCUGAGAUGACCUUGGCUAUCACACCCUUCGAGGGUCUUUGUGGUUUCCGUCCUUUGAAGGAAAUUGCACACUUUUUGUCCACUAUUGCUCCUCUUCGGGACUUGGUUGGUGAAAGCGAUGCCAAGGGUCUGGAAGAGGUUGCUGAGCAGUCAUCCCCUGAUCUUUCAGAAGCCAAAGCUCGCCUCAAGGCUGCGUUUAGCCACUUGAUGAAAUCAGAUCGCAGUCUCGUGGCCGAGAAAUCCAAAGCACUUGUCGAGCUUGCAGCAUCAGGUUCAAUCACGCCUGGUCCCAGCGUCAAUACUCCCGAAGAGCUGGCGGAACUGGUCCAACGGUGCAAUAGCCAAUUUCCUCAAGACAUCGGCCUUUUCGUUUUGUUUUUCCUAAACUUCGUUAAGCUACAACCUGGACAAGCAAUGUAUUUGAAGGCGGAUGACAUCCACGCAUAUAUCUCUGGUGACAUUAUCGAGUGCAUGGCCAGCAGUGACAACGUCAUUCGAUCUGGGUUCACACCCAAAUUCCAGGACGUCAACACUCUCACGGACAUCUUGACUUACGACCAUGAUCCACCUGAGCAGCAGCUCCUGCAGCCUGUCGAUUACCCAUACGUCACCUUGAACAGCACCGCUUACAGCUCCAACAGUGAAUCGCUCCUCUACGACCCGCCUAUUGAAGAGUUCAGCGUUGUACGCACAGUGUUGAAGCAGACUGGCGCCAAGGCUACAUUCGAGGGCAUUGCUGGGCCAAGCAUCAUCAUUGCUACGAGUGGAGAGGGCACUAUCAGUGUGGGACCGAAGAGGGAGGAUCUGAAGGAAGGCUACGUCUACUUCGUCGGUGCCACUGCUGAGUUGGUCAUUGAGAGCACAUCCGAGGAGCUUGUGACUUUCCGUGCGUUCUGUGAGAUUGGUGAAGCCACGCAGAAUGGUGCGCAUUGA